Malaclemys terrapin pileata is the source of this 1723-nucleotide messenger RNA. RefSeq names its product R-spondin 1 (gene RSPO1). Bases 404 to 1135 code for a protein of 243 amino acids. Lineage: Eukaryota; Metazoa; Chordata; Testudines; Emydidae. The record is from RefSeq and is a predicted model, not a curated record. The transcript has 8 exons.
ACUCCAUGGCACAACCUUAGGCAUGACCUGCUGCCAUCAAAGCCAAGGGGACAUUUACCAUGGGCUACGCUGGGAGCAGACCCAUGCGCAAUGCAGAAACAGAGGAUGGGAAAGCUGAUUGUCUGUGAUCUCGGGGGGUUCCUCUAUCACUUGUGCUUCCUGCGUUUCCUAACAGAUGCGGUAGUGACUGCUAAAGACUUCAUAUGCCAGUUACCACUGAAAUAAACUUGCGUGUAACUUUCCCUGGAGGAACAGACGAUUUUUGUGAUUGUUCUUGCGGUAUUUUAAAACUGAGAAACUAGUAGAGUCUCUUCAGCCGUCAUGAGUGACUGACAACUCGGAGUUUGUGUGGGGGUGUUUGGAAGCUACAAGCAGCUAACGCUCACGGCGUGGGAGCCCCCAGAUGGGACUAGAUCCACGCUCCGGUGCUCCUUAUGGGGUUGAAGUCAGUACCGAGGUGAGUCAUGGCUGUGCGAAAGGCUGUGACCUGUGCUCUGAGUUCAACGGGUGCCUGAAAUGUUCCCCCAAACUCUUCAUACUGCUGGAGAGGAAUGACAUCCGACAGAUCGGGAUCUGCCUGCCAUCCUGUCCGCUGGGGUACUUCGGUGUUCGCAAUCCAGACAUGAACAAGUGCAUCAAAUGCAAAAUUGAGAACUGUGAGGCCUGUUUCAGCCGAAACUUUUGCACAAAAUGUAAGGAAGGUUUGUACUUGCACAAAGGGAGAUGUUAUUCCACCUGCCCAGAAGGCUACUCUGCUGCCAAUGGCACUAUGGAGUGCAGCAGUCCUGCACAAUGUGAACUGAGCGAGUGGGGCCCCUGGGGCCCGUGCGCCAAGAAAAGGAAGCUGUGUGGCUUCAAGAAAGGCAACGAAGAGCGAUCGCGGAAGGUUCUGCAGGCUCCCUCUGGAGAUGUGUCCGUGUGUCCUGCCACGACAGAGCUCCGGAGAUGCACCGUGCAGAAGAACCAGUGCCCUGAAGGAAAAAGGAAGAGAAAGGAAGAGCAAGAAAAGCGAGAUAACACGAAUGGAAACAGAAACCAGAAAGACACCAAAGAUGCCAAAUCUGGCACCAAGAAAAGGAAAGGCCAGCAGAGAGGGACUGUGGUCCCCAUGACUCCUGCUAGCCCUGCUCAAUAGCUGCCCCUUUACAGUCACAUGAUGGCAAGAGUUCAUUGCUGCUAUGUAUAUGAAAGCUUUAUCGAACCGGAGCACUGCUACACAACGUACACAAUCAGAAAGAUAGACGGACAGACACAGAAACUACAUAUACACAUAAAGACUGACAGAGAUCACACACAUACGCAACACAGACUGCAAAGCGCAAACUUCUAAGAAGAGGAGUAAGAAAAUAUAAGAGAUGAAGCUUAAAUGCCAAGGACUUUACAAUGGGAAGCUGGGGAGAAAGUGUGACCAGAGUGGAGGGCAGUGAUGCAGAUAUUCCUGAUUAAAUGUCUCAAAUAGAAGUCAGCCAUGUAAACCCCAGCAUAACGCAGCUUCAGCCAGAGACUAGAACUGAUUUGCUACUAUUCCAAAUCAAAGGAUCUGGAAUCGCGCAAAGGCAGUGGCCUGUUUCUAUUCCCCCUUCCUUUAUUCUGUGUUUUAAGCUGUAAGAGAAUAUAUGUUAAACCUUUGUGAGAAGAGGUCAGAGAUGUCUGCCCUGAAAUGGCUUCAAAAAUUUAUUUCAAAUUAAAAAAAAAAUCCAACAAAAUGACAACCAAAUUUCCG